This is a messenger RNA of Manis javanica (Malayan pangolin), 2644 nucleotides long. It is a transcript of the gene OPN3, whose product is annotated as opsin 3. Gene Ontology annotation, biological process: G protein-coupled receptor signaling pathway. Lineage: Eukaryota; Metazoa; Chordata; Mammalia; Pholidota; Manidae. The record is from RefSeq and is a predicted model, not a curated record. Gene Ontology annotation, cellular component: membrane. Gene Ontology annotation, molecular function: G protein-coupled receptor activity.
GCUCCGGGAGCGCGACUGGAGCGCCGAGGGGCGGUCCCCGCGCCCGGUAGAACCGGCUGGCAGCUGUGCCGCGCCCGGUGCAGAGCGCCGGCGCCAGGCCAUGUGGUCGGGGAACCGCAGCGGCGGCGCGAGUAGCUGGGACGGCGGCGGGGCGGCGGGCGGCGGGAGCCCGGGGCCGGCGGGACCGCUGAGCCGCGCGCCGCCCUUCAGCCCGGGCACCUACGAGCGCCUGGCGCUGCUGCUGGGCGGCGUGGGGCUGUUGGGCGCCGGCGGCAACUUGCUGGUGCUCAUCCUCUACUCCAAGGCGCGGCGGCUCCGCACGCCCACCCACCUCCUCCUGGUCAACAUCAGCCUCAGCGACCUGCUGGUGUCCCUCCUCGGGGUCACCUUCGCCUUCGUGUCCUGCCUGCGGAACGGCUGGGUGUGGGACGCUGCGGGCUGCGCGUGGGACGGGUUCAGCAGGAACCUCUUCGGCAUUGUCUCCAUUGCCACCCUAACUGUGCUGGCCUAUGAACGCUAUGUCCGCGUGGUCCGUGCCCGAGCGGUCAGUUUUCCCUGGGCCUGGCGGGCCGUUACCUACAUCUGGCUGUACUCCUUGGCGUGGUCAGGGGCGCCUCUCCUGGGCUGGAACAGGUACAUCCUGGACAUACAUGGACUAGGCUGCGCUGUGGACUGGAAAUCCAAGGACGCCAACGAUGCCUCCUUUGUGCUUUUCUUACUUCUUGGCUGCCUGGUGGCACCUGUGGGCGUCAUGGCGCAUUGCUAUGGCCAUAUUCUGUAUUCUGUUCGAAGGCUUCGUUGUGUUGAGGAUCUUCAGACAAUUCAAGUGAUCAAGAUUUUAAAAUAUGAAAAAAAAGUGGCCAAAAUGUGCUUUUUAAUGAUAUUCACCUUUCUGACCUUUUGGAUGCCUUAUAUUGUGACUUGUUUUUUGGUGGUUAAUGGUUAUGGACACCUGGUCACUCCAACAGUAUCUGUGAUUUCCUAUCUAUUUGCUAAAUCAAGUAGUGUAUAUAAUCCGGUUAUUUAUUUCUUCAUGAUCAGAAAGUUUCGAAGGUCCCUUUUGCAGCUGCUGUGUUUCCGGCUGCUGAGGUGCCAGAGGCCUGUAGAAGACCCACCAGCUGGGAGUGAAAUGCGGACCAGGCCCAUUGUGGUAUCACAGAAAGACGGGGACAGGCCAAAGAAAAAAGUGACUUUCAACUCUUCUUCUAUCAUUUUUAUCAUCACCACUGAUGAAUCACUCUCUGCCGAGGACAGUGACAAAACCAGGGGGUCAAAGAUUGAUGUAAUCCAAGUUCGUCCUUUAUAAGAAUGAAUAGUGGUAGUGAAAGAUGAGCCUUAUGUUGGACACCAAUUUUAGAUUUCUGAUAUAUGGAAUCUGGGAAUCCAUUCUAUGUAAUAGCAACAGGGCUUUUGUAGCCAGCAGGAAAUUGUAAUUGCCCCCAUGCUUGCCGGCCCCCGGGAGCAGUUGAACAAGACAAAUUCUUUUCAUUCGAUGGGUGCUUUUACACAAUGAAAACCCUCUCGUGGCACAAGAUGGGCACCUGGCACCACCAACUUCCCACAUGUUGGAAAUUUUUAUUUCAAGUAUCUUUUCGGAAUGACAGUAUUUUCCAAGACACAUAACACAUUUUUCUCAAAAAUACUGACCUGAAAAAAUACCUUUGUCUCACAUGUGUGCAAAAUAGCUGGAAAACUUUGAAGGUUUUUAUAGUGUUGGGUCCUGUUCAGUGUCCUGUCCUGUAUUUGACCCAGUCAAGUUUGUCAGAGACAAUUCUAGAAUAAAGAAGAAAAUCAUCCCCUUCACUUUAUCUGAAAUAAAAGACUAUUGUAUGUGUGCAAUAUGGUAAGAGGAGCUUCAGACGAAUGUGCUGCUGGGCCAGUCUCUAGCAGGUAAAGAAAACAGGAUGGCAAAUUUCAAGGAAAUGAUGGGGUAUGGGUAAUCACACCCAAGUAGAGGAUGUACGUGGAGAAGAUGGUGUCGAUGGCAACUUCAUCUACUUCAUUUCAAAUAUAACAUGGCAGGAUUAUCCUCUCCUUUUAGUAAUUUCCCACAAUUUUGUCAAGAGUUCUAGAUUUAGAAAAGAAUUCCAAGCAAUGAACUGAACAAACCUACAUUUGAAGGGGUGUAAAAAUUAGUGCAGAAUUGUACUCAUCAAAUGUAUUAUUUAAUCUUUAUCCCCCUUCCAUAAUCCAUUGGAUAAUUGGUAGUGUUAGUGAAGAGGCCAGUUUUCCAUGAGUCAUUUCCACGAGUUUAGACUAAAUUCAGAUUAUGAGAACUCAAGGAUUUCUUUGACAAUAUACAAAAAAACCAGUGAAUCAUUUUUUUAAUUAGAUGACUGUCCUGCUAAUGUUGCAUCUUCACAAUUAAUCAUGUUUGAAAGACUUGUAAACAAUUUGAUCAGCCUAUUGAAGAAAGAAGAACCAAACAAAACAUUUUCACUAAAUAAACUUAAAAAACCAAGUUAUUGCUCAUUCUGUUAUACAGCAUGGGAUUCAAGGAUAAGUUAGUAAAUUGCUUUUGAGAGUCUGAAAUGGACUAAAAUAUGGCUUCAUGUGUCCCUGAAAAUUGUUUCUCCUUGUUUCUUUUCCACAGUCUUGUAUAUAGAGCUAUUUCAUUGAUAAAUAAAACGCUUCCUAUCCUUCA